CUUUUUUGGCGUGCGUGGGAGCAAGGCCUUUCCGCAGGCCAAGGGAAGCCGUGGUACGCAUUGAUUCGCUGCGCACGUAAUCCAGAAGCCAGCGCUCCCGUCGGCCGCCCCGCAGCAGACCCAGCCAGAGCUCAGCUCUCUGCUCUGCGACGCCAGCGCGCGCGGCGCGCCGCCGCGGAGCGCCACAAACCAACCAUGGCCCAGGACGGCCUCUACACGAAAUUACACUUGGCCGUCCGAGCGAGGACGCAGCCCGGACAAGUGGUACUAGUAAGCGGUAGCGCGACGUCCGACCGCACGUCGGGCGCCCUGGAGAUGGUCACGAGCCCCGACCAGUACCCCAUCUGGCGGACGCCGAAGCCCGUCAUCAUCGCGCGGGGCGUGCGCCACGACUACCGCUAUUCCAUCCGCUCCGCGCAUGACGUCGAGGCUGAACCGGGCCACGUGCGAAGCGUCAAGACGAACACGCCGGAGCUCCACAAGGAGGACGACUUCGGCGUGACGCCGCCGGAACCGCCCGACGUGCCCCUGAAGAAGCCGUCGCCCACACCAGGGGCUUCUAGACUCGUGAUCGUUUGUUAUCAUCUACCAGUUAGAGUGGUAAGAGACGCUCAGAACAACUGGACGGCCUCGUGGGGGUCGUCGAUCAUCGCCAAGUCGCCGUCCGAGUCCAUCGCCGAUUCUCGCGAGACGUGGUGGGCCGGGACGAUUCAUGGUGGCCUCAACCGGCGCCAGUUGACGGACCAGGACAAGGACGAGAUCCGCGCCGUGCUCCUGAAGAUGAACUGCAUCCCCGUCUUCUCGUCGAACAGCGAAGAGGGCUACCUCAACUACUGCAAGAGGAUUCUUUGGCCUUCUUUCCAUAACGUGACUGUCUUGGACCAGUGCUGCGCGGCCUGGCACGAGCGCGCGGAGUGGGACCAGGACGCUGGUAGUUCCUGGUCGGCGUACGAGGCGAUGAACGGGGAUUUCAGAGAUAUGCUCUUGGACUUUUUACGGGCGGGCGACACGGUUUGGGUCCAUGACUACUACUUGAUGCUCUUGCCUUCUCUGUUGGCGACGUCGGAGCCGUUCCGGGUCGAUCGGCACCAGUCGCGGAAAGCUAGGAUUGUGUUCUUCUUGCAUGCGCCCUUCCCGACGUCGCAACUGUUCUGUGCUUUAGCCAAUGGUCCGAAACUACUUGAGGGAGUUGUUGGGGCUGAUGUAGUAGGCUUCCAUGCGUUUGAACACGCGCGGCAUUUCCUGAACGCGUGCACGCGGCUCAUGGGUAUGGAACGCGCUUCCGUGGCCGGGGGCAUCACGGGCGUGCUCCAUCAGGGCCGGACGGUCAUGGUGGUUGUUCGUCAUGUCUCGGUCGAGACGGACCAGAUCGAACAAGCUCUUAGGGAUGAAGUGCCUUCGCAUGUCCCUGCUAUUGAGGGGUUAAUACAGGAGCCCUCGCGGGAGACGCCGAACAAUGCCAAGAGGAUUGUAUUAUGUGGCGUGGACCCCUGCCAGCGCCUGAGCGGUAUCUCGCUCAAACUGUUGGCUUACGAGCGGUUCCUCGCGGAGUAUCCUCGGUGGAGGGGUCGAGUAGCGUUGGUGCAGUACUGCCUGUUGGACGGUACGCGCGUGCAGGACGAAGCUCGCACGUUAGAUGAAAUCAAAGCGCUUGGGCAGAGAUUAAAUGCGCAGAACCCCGGUAGCGUCGUAUUGAUAGAGCGACCUUCAGGAAGGUUAGGCAUGGCGGAACGCUUAGCCCUCUUCCAACGCAGUGAUGUGCUCGUCGGCACGGCCAUCCGAGAGGGCCACACGUUGUACCCGUCGGAAUACGCCCUCGCACGAGCUCUGAAGGGACGACCGGGCGUCAUACUGGCCUCGGAAUUCUCCGCAACUUCCACACUCAUGUCCGGGGCCGUGAACGUGAACCCGUUUGAUGUUCCCAGUGUAGCGGCAGCGUUGGAUACGGCUCUCAGCAUGGAUGCGGUUGAAAAAAGAGACAGGUUGGAUCGCGACCUGCCAUACGUGAAAAGUCGUCCGAGUGGCCGGUGGACGCAGGAGAUCCUGGAAGACAUGGAGACGGUCCAUCGCCAGGUUGCGGUGGAUGAGGACGCGUCCUUGGCCAUCGCGCAGCGACUGGAGAUCGGUCGGCUGGCCGAUGCUUUUUCCAGAUCUUCCAGAAGGUUUUUGUUCUUGGAUUUAGGUGGGACGCUCAUACCGAAGGGCGACAGUGUCAGCAAGGUGCUCAAAAGUGCCACGAAGGGCGCGCUGUUGCGGCCCGGGGUGAGGCGCGCGUUGCAGGCUCUGUCGGAGGAUCCGCAGACGACUGUUUACGUUGUAAGUGGUACGACGCCCUCCGCCCUAGAAAGUUUAUUUUCUGAUCUACCACAACUAUCCUUAGCGGCUGCCAAUGGCCUAGCGACGUCCUUACCAUCUCAACGACCGCAGACGACGAUGACGAGUUACGGCACCGACUGGGACGCGGUGCGCAAAGCGGCCCUGCCGCUCAUGAAGCGGCGCGCGGCCUGGACGAACGGUUCCGCCGUGUUGAAGCGGGAACCGGGCUUAGCUUGGAGUUAUUACAGGGCGGACCCCGAAUGGGGGCGGAUCCAAGCCUUGCAGUUGGCCCAAGACCUCGAAAGUAUCCUGGCACCGUUCGAUGUCGCAGUAGCUCAUAGGGAGGGCAUGCUCGAGAUCGUGCCCCAGGCCAUGCACAAGGGCCACGUCGUCAAAAAAGCUUUAUCUGAAGCUUUGAGUCGAGGGGAACCGCCGGACUUCGUCCUUUGUGUGGGCGAUUCGUUGUCCGACGAGAAGAUGUUCUCGUCGGUCUAUUCGUACUUGGCGGACGCGCCGCGUGCGCCCUUGGAUCGAGCGUUUACGGUUGCGGUGGGGCGGAAGGCGUCGCGAGCUCUCUUCUAUUUGGACGACGACGCGCACGUCGGCGACGCACUCGCUGCGCUCGCGGGGCGCGCGGCGUAAGGCUCAUCACAUGCU
Molecule: messenger RNA, 2973 nt
Organism: Pelagomonas calceolata
Lineage: Eukaryota; Pelagophyceae; Pelagomonadales; Pelagomonadaceae
Source: the annotation of a GenBank genome assembly